AUGGCCAAGUUCCUGCCAAUCUCCAGCAAGAAACUUGAAGACAUUCAGAAAAGAACCGACGAAGAUGAAUCACUACAGAUGCUCAAGCAGACAAUAAUUCAAGGAUGGCCAAAAGAGAGAAAGUGUCUACCAAUACAGAUUACACCAUAUUUCAGUAUGCGGGAUGAUGUAACAGUACAAGAUGGACUGAUAUUUAGAGGGCAAAGAAUUGUCAUACCCCUGAGAUUGAGAAGAGAGAUGAACAAGAAAAUACACUCGUCGCACUUGGGCACAGAGUCAUGUCUUCGUCGAGCCAGGGAAUGUCUAUACUGGCCAGGAAUGUCGGCGAAAUUAAAUAAAUGGUGGCUUCAUGCGAGACAUGCAGAACAUAUAGACAACCCCACAGAAAGAAAGCCUGAUGCUUCAUGA
Molecule: messenger RNA, 408 nt
Organism: Paramuricea clavata
Lineage: Eukaryota; Metazoa; Cnidaria; Anthozoa; Malacalcyonacea; Plexauridae
Source: the annotation of a GenBank genome assembly